AUGCGGCACAAGACUCUUUUUGUGGAGACCGGCGGUGGGAAGUCCUUGAGCUUUGCACUUCCAGCGUAUGUUCAACCGGAAAGCUGCACGGUUGUUAUACAGCCUACAAAAUCGUUGCAAAUCCAUACCAAAGCAGCUCUAGAAAGCCUCAACAUAUCUGUCCACAUUUAUAACUCCUCAUACCCUCAUGCUUCUACCUCUGUGGUAUUAGUGAUACCCGAAGCUCUGUCCUAUAAAGAGUGGCAGGCUUUCGCACAUAGAAAGCGAAUACGGUACGAGUUCGACAGGGUUAUAUUCGACGAAGUCUACGACAUGCUCUUGUCUAGCGAGGGAUGGAGACCAAAGUUGCCGGUCCUCCACCAGGCCAUAGAUCAGAUUUCGCACAGGCAACUUUUCUUGACCGAGACUCUGCCUCCGUCCCAACAAGACCGCUUCCUUAGGCAGCUCCGGCUAAAUAAGCUCUCACAUCCUAAAGAACUAACCAUCUUGCGCAACAACACCACGCGGGAUAAUCUCAGAUAUGAGUAUAUCGAUUACGACGCUAUAAAGAAUACGUGCCUUUCAAAGAUAGGCUCUGGAUCUAAAGACGUGGACGGGUUCGAAGGUGAAACAGAAUCCCCCAGAAAGGCUGUCCGAUUCAAAGCUCUGUCAUGUCGCUCCACGCCGAUCAGUACCCUGUUCAACUUCCGCGACGCCCUCUAUGACUACGCCGUCUCGUUCGGAUCCUUACCGAACCUAACAUCUUUUACUUCAUAUGCGCCUUGCCAGCCCAUUAACAACUGGCUAUGCAACAAGGCCGUGAAGGCGAAGAUAGCUUGUGCGCUUUUCGCCAUUAUCGGGGCUUGGGUGGUGAAAUGCGCGCAAUAGCAACAGCUACGAAUGUGAUGAUUCCAAUUUCACCAACGGCCCUAGCGAUUCCACUUUACAACAUACACUUUUCUCACUAUACACUUUCCCACUCAAGCAUUACCAGGCACGACUGAUACCAUACAUACAACACAACAACCAAUAGAAGAGUCAAAGCUCCGCGUUGAGUACUGACAGAGUACCUAUAAUACUAUAUGAAAACAGCAAAGACUAUUACCGAAGACGAAAUUGGCGGCAACUGAUGGUGCCGUCAGAAACGUGGCAUUCUAGGAACGCUGCGAGGAGUUCCAGGGGUGCCGCGUCGCCGGCACUCAUAGCAAAUCAAGAGAGCCUUGGAUGUUAAACAGGAUAUAGUCAUUAGCGAUAGGAACACUGACCUCCUUGUGCAAAGAAGCUCAAAUUCAAAUUUAAACAGCCUGUGGGUAUGUACGAGUUAUUGAAGACCGUAACUUGAGAAGCAAUGGGGAUCAGAUGGCC
This is a messenger RNA of Daldinia caldariorum, 1344 nucleotides long. RefSeq lists its product as uncharacterized. Gene Ontology annotation, molecular function: nucleic acid binding; 3'-5' DNA helicase activity; four-way junction helicase activity. Gene Ontology annotation, biological process: double-strand break repair via homologous recombination. The record is from RefSeq and is a predicted model, not a curated record. NCBI's taxonomy places the organism in Eukaryota, Fungi, Ascomycota, Sordariomycetes, Xylariales, Hypoxylaceae. Gene Ontology annotation, cellular component: cytoplasm; chromosome. Bases 1 to 867 code for a protein of 288 amino acids. The transcript is spliced from 3 exons.